AUGUCAAUAAGAACACAAUUUAAUUCUGAUUCAAGUACACAUAGUUUAUUUAAAAAAUUAGAACCGCAGUUUGACAAAUUUUAUUCAACUGCAGAUUUGCAUCAAUACGUUGAGAUUGGUGCUGAAGGCAUUCAAUCUUUGUUAUUUAAAUUAAAAGAAGAAACAAAUUGUUCAGCUGAAAAAAUAGCCAACAAUGCCAUGCGCCAAGCAUACACCAAAGAACGAUGGUCAUAUUUAUGCAAUCAAGAAGUAACUCUUGCGCAUAUAAUUAUUGAAAUAUUAUUGAAUGGUAAAAUUCGACGUGGCCCUAUACCAGUCAAUGAAAACCAACUUAAAUUUCGUGAAUCUCUUAUAAGAAAAGGUUUAAUGCACAGCGAUGGUCUACACUUCUCUAUUCUAAUGUUACCAUUUCGUGAUCGAAAUAAAGCAAAAAAUGAUGGCUAUUUACCGGAUUUAGGUGAAGUCCUUUCAUUGUUACAACUAUGGUCGAUUGUUAAAGCGAUGAUGAUUGCAACAGAAAAGUAUACUCAAAGGUUAAUCAAAUCGUUUCGUAAACUAUUACAGCCCAGUGUAAAAACAAUUACUGAUCUUCGUAAUACUGUUCAAAAUAUUUUAAUAUCAAAAUGUCGUUCUACAAGUACAGAAAUGGAAACUCAAGAGACUACUUCUAUUGAUGCAUUACGCCAAGAAUUGUCUGAUGAUUAUAUUGUUUUCGAUACUGAUAAAGCAGAAUUAUUGUUACGCGAAUUAACUAGUAUGAAUCAAAGUAUUAAAUGGUUCAUGCAAUCAAUUGAUGAAGCAUUCAAUGCUACAGUUAAACCAAUCCGAAUAUUUACUGUGCAAGAUGCCCGUCGAUAUCCGUGCUAUGAUACAUUUUUGGAUGAGCAUCUCAGUUCGUAUUCAAAUUGUGUAAAUGAAAUAGCAAAACGAUUGGGUAUUAGUAGUGAAGUUAUUUUAACAUCACACGAAAAUUUAGAACAACAAUGGAAAAUUCAGCAACCACAAGAAUUAGAAACAUUUCUUAGAAAACGAACCGAAAUUUAUUCAAGUAAAUUUGAACAAUUUUCAAAACCGUUUUUUGAUGCAAAAAAUGAAUUACUUGCAUACCAUACACGUGACAGUUUUCUAACUAAAGUCCAUCAAUUAUCAUUAAAUGAAAAUAUACCAGACAUGAUUGAACCAAUAUUGCACAGUCGUUAUCAUCCAGAAUUAGCUCCAGCUCAACUUAAGCCUGAAGAUGAAUUAAAAGUUUUCGCUCAAAUCUAUGAAUCGCAAGAAGAAACUGAACAACUGCGACAAAAUAUUUUAUUUUCAAGUAUAAUAAAUGCCAUCAAAUACAUUUGCGCGUAUGAAUCAAAUACAGAAGCAAAAAAUAAAUAUGGUUUAGAUGAUAUGAAGUUUUUCUUACCAGGUUCUAUACGAUUAAGUAUUCAUAAUAAAUCUGCCGAUUGUGGACAAUUUUUACUUCGGGUUGGACCGAAUUUGCAUCGACAACCAUGGAAUGGAACAGCGGGUAUCAAACCAAGUUCUCCAAGUUCAAAAUAUACAUUAUCAUUCGAAAUUCGUAUGAGUUUGGAAUAUAAAAUUGAAAAUUAUGUUCCAAUAUUUAUUAGGAAACAAGAAGAAGAAACGAAUAAUGAUAUUUAUCCUUUAUUUCUUUCUCAAUUGUCACGUAUCAAACAGCCAAUUUUAUGGAUACAUUUUGACUUAAUUCAGCAAUAUUUAUCCAAUGACUAUCUUAACAAUAACGGUAGUUAUCAUGAACGUAUUGUAAGUAGCAUAUUUGCAAAACACAAGAAAAUUCGAUUGGUUUAG
This is a messenger RNA of Rotaria socialis, 1815 nucleotides long. NCBI's taxonomy places the organism in Eukaryota, Metazoa, Rotifera, Eurotatoria, Philodinida, Philodinidae. The record is from the annotation of a GenBank genome assembly.